This is a messenger RNA of Sus scrofa (pig), 935 nucleotides long. The record is from RefSeq and is a predicted model, not a curated record. NCBI's taxonomy places the organism in Eukaryota, Metazoa, Chordata, Mammalia, Artiodactyla, Suidae.
GAUCGGGGUAGCUCGGGGCUAGCCUGGUGUGGUCCGGGGUCCUUGGGCUCCGCGGGACGCUCGGGACGGGGCGGGGCGCCCUCUGGCUCCCGAGGCUCCGCCCGCCCCGCCGCUCCCUUGCCCCCGGAGCGCGCCGCCUGGGGCGCGACUGUCGGUGCCCUGCGCUCUGCCUGCGCGGACCCAGCUGCGCUCCCGGCUGUCUCGGCGCCCCGGACCCGGUCAUUAACAAGUAGGUUGUUCUGAAAAUAAAGACCUCAGAGGGACGCGCUCCGGUGGUGUCAAGUCUGAAGGCAGAGCUGGUUGCACUUUUCUCUUAGAAAGUUCAGUCUCUGGCUGUGAAACCCUGCCACUCAGGAUGAUCCUGUCGAAUGCCACGGCCGUGACGCCCUUUCUGACCAAGCUGUGGCAGGGGACAGUACAACAGGGCAGCAACACGUCUGGCCUGGCCCGCAGGUCCCCAGGCCAUGAUGACGGCAAGCUGGCGGCUCUCUACAUUCUCAUGGUGCUGGGCUUUUUUGGUUUCUUCACCCUGGGCAUCAUGCUCAGUUACAUCCGCUCCAAGAAGCUGGAGCACUCCCACGACCCUUACAACGUGUACAUCCAGUCUGACAGCUGGCAGGAGAAGGACAAGGCUUACUUUCAGGCCCGGGUUCUGGAGAACUGCAGGGCGUGUUAUGUCAUUGAAAACCAGCUGGCCGUGGAACGACCCAGUGUCUACCUUCCGGAGAUGAAGCGUUUGUCAUAACCCCGUGGCCGGUUAAAACUGGACAAAGCCUCCUUGACGAUCUGCUUUUUCUUAUCCUUAUAGUCUUUAUUGUACGGAUAUAACCGUUUUCGGCUUUUUUUUUUUUUUUUUCUAUUGGGAGGGGUGGAUUAUUAACACGCUGUUUCUAAGAUCACAUUCCUUCUGUAAUAGACUGGCCAUUGCUCCCCAG